Messenger RNA from Verruconis gallopava, 900 nucleotides. RefSeq lists its product as uncharacterized. The transcript is spliced from 3 exons. Gene Ontology annotation, cellular component: cytosol. Gene Ontology annotation, molecular function: 8-oxo-7,8-dihydrodeoxyguanosine triphosphate pyrophosphatase activity. The coding region runs from base 108 to 596 and encodes 162 amino acids. NCBI's taxonomy places the organism in Eukaryota, Fungi, Ascomycota, Dothideomycetes, Venturiales, Sympoventuriaceae. The record is from RefSeq and is a predicted model, not a curated record. Gene Ontology annotation, biological process: dGTP catabolic process.
CGAAUCUGUGUGCGCACGACAUGAGUCUCUUUUAGAAAUUUCGAUGUCUCAAGGACUUCGUCGCGCAUUAGAGAAAGCACCGAACGUAUCUAUUUAAUUUCAGCAUCAUGUCCGCACCUCGUGUUGGCGUUGGUGUGUUCGCUUUCAAGCGCAACGGCACAUUCAUACUCGGGAAGCGGAAAGGGAGUCUGGGCUCUGGCACCUUUGCUCUUCCCGGUGGCCAUCUGGAGUACGGAGAAUCGUUCACCGCAUGUGCGGCAAGAGAGCUGUGGGAGGAGACAGGCAUCCAGAUUAGCGAGGAGAAGAUCCAUUACUUGACCACUGUCAAUAGUGUUUUUGAGAGCGAGGGCUUGCACUACGUCACAGUUGCUGUGGGAUGUCUCCUCGACGAUGAUGUCGAGCCAAAGGUCAUGGAGCCAAACAAAUGCGAGUGUUGGCAGUUCAUCACUUGGCCGCAGCUUCGCGAGUACGCGGAGCAGGAUCUGCAGGCUUCGGAUAACGAUGUGAAGAUGUUGUUUAAGCCAAUGGUUCACUUCGUGACGCAAAGAGGGUUCGAUCCGUUCAAGGCUCUUAUGAGCAUGGAGGAGCAGAACUAGUCCGCCACAUUGCACAUUGCACAUUGAGAUUGCACACUGCACAAAUGCACAAGAAGCUCGCUCGGACUGAGCAGGGUCACGUGACGGUGUGGAAUUGUGAGGCAGAAACAGCUCCUCCUUGGUUAGAACCGAACGAGAGCGGCGGCGGGAUCGGUUAUGGUUGUGGAGCUGAAGGGCUGGGCAGAAUUGCUGUGCGAGGCUGAGAGACGCCCAGUGGUAGCGCAACGCUGGACAAAUAGACGUGGCUUUGUAACAAGGCAAGCAACAAUCGGACGUCUGCAGCGCGCCGCAGGCGUUAUGCCGA